This is a messenger RNA of Striga hermonthica, 1944 nucleotides long. The record is from the annotation of a GenBank genome assembly. Lineage: Eukaryota; Viridiplantae; Streptophyta; Magnoliopsida; Lamiales; Orobanchaceae.
AUGCGAAUCGGAGAACAAAUUUGGCGCGAAGAAAUGGGAUCACACGCCGCCGCCAUGGAUACCCUGAGCGAGCGCGCGGCCUUGUUGAGGGAAUCGAUGCAGAAAACUCAGGCCAUUUCCGACAGCAUGGUGUCCAUCCUCGGCUCCUUCGACCACCGCCUCUCCGCCCUCGAGACCGCCAUGCGGCCCACGCAGCUGAAAACGCAUUCGAUAAGGAGGGCGCACGAGAAUAUCGAUAAGACGCUAAAGGCUGCCGAGCUCAUUCUUGAGCAAUUUGAUCGCUCGCGCAAGGCUGAGGCCAAGAUAUUGAGGGGACCUCAUGAGGAUUUGGAGAGCUAUUUAGAAGCUGUAGAUCAACUUAGAAGCAUUGUUCGUUUUUUUACCGGAAACAAAGGCUUCCAGGGUAGUGUUGCGGUGGUUAACCAAGCCAAUAAUUUACUAACAAAAGCGAUUGCCAAGUUAGAGGAAGAGUUUAGACAGCUUCUCACCUCAUACAGCAAACCUGUAGAACCUGAUCGUCUUUUCGACUGCCUGCCAAACUCCAUGAGACCAUCAACAGGGUCACCACGUGAUAGUGAAUCAAGUGGAAAGAAAUCUUCUGACCAAGACAAAAAUGCAGAAAAUAUCGUAUAUCAACUUCCAACUCUAAUUCCACCUCGCCUUUUGCCUUUGCUGCACUCUAUGAUCCAGCAGAUGAUCCCAGCUGGCCACCAACAGCAGGUCAUUAUUAUAUACAGGGAAGCUCGAUCUUUAGCCCUUGAACAAACAUUAAAGAAACUUGGUGUUGAAAGACUUAGUAAAGAGGACGUACAAAGGAUGCAAUGGGAAGUCCUAGAAGCAAAGAUAGGGAACUGGAUUCAUUUCGUGCGGAUUGCUGUCAAGCUUUUGUUUGCCGGUGAGAAAAAAUUGUGUGACGAGAUUUUCGCGGGUCACGAUAAUCUCAGGGACCAGUGUUUUGCUGAGGUCACGACAAACAGUGUGGCGAUGCUCCUCAGUUUUGGAGAAGCUAUUGCUAAGAGCAAAAGAUCACCAGAGAAGCUGUUUGUCCUCCUGGACAUGUAUGAGAUUAUGCGAGAACUCCAACCGGAGAUGGAUGGCAUAUUCGGAAGUAAAUUCUGUGGUGAAAUGCGGGAAGCUUUCGUGGUUCUCACAAAACGCCUGGCCCAGACUGCACAAGAAACAUUUGGUGAUUUCGAAGAAGCAGUUGAAAAGGACGCCACAAAAACUACCGUUCUUGAUGGAACAGUCCAUCCUCUUACCAGCUACGUGAUUAACUACGUGAAAUUUCUAUUUGACUAUCACUCAACUCUGUUGCAACUCUUUAGAGAGUUUCAUGACAUUAAUGCAGAGGAGCAGUUGGCGAAAAUAACCACGCGAAUAAUGCAGGCUCUUCAGACGAACCUCGAUGGGAAAUCCAAGCAAUAUAAAGAUCCCGCCUUGACCCAGCUGUUUCUGAUGAACAACAUGCACUACAUUGUGAGAUCCGUGCGCAGGUCCGAGGCGAAAGACCUGUUGGGCGAUGAUUGGGUGCAGAUACAUAGACGAGUAGUACAACAACAUGCUAAUCAAUACAAAAGGAUUGCUUGGUCAAAGAUUCUGCAGUGCCUCACGAUUCAAGGGGCACAGCCAGGUGAUGGGGGCAGCUCGGCUGGUGUCUCACGAGCUAUGGUUAAGGACAGAUUCAAAAACUUCAACAUGCUUUUUGAGGAGAUUCAUCAAAGGCAGUCCCAAUGGACGGUACCCGACAGUGAACUACGAGAGUCCCUGAGGCUUGCAGUUGCCGAGGUUCUUCUGCCCGCGUAUAGGUCUUUCGUUAGACGAUUCGGGCCUAUGAUUGAGGGUGGGAAAAAUCCACAGAAGUACAUCAGGUACAGCCCAGAAGAUCUGGAAAGAAUGCUGGCAGAGUUUUUUGAAGGGAAGACCUGGAAUGAACCAAGGCGUUAA